AUCGGGUAGGAAUCAAUACUGUCUGCCAGUCCAUGAGUGUUUCUCCCUUCUGCAGCGAGCAUGCAAGUGAAGUUCUGAGGAAGUUAGUCCAGCUGUUUUCAUAACAGCAGGUCGGAAACAGUUCUAGAAGGUAGAUGCAGAGAUAGUGGUCUAUUUGGUACGAGGACAACAUGGAUUCUCGAAUGCUUGUGGUGAUGCUCGUGCUGGGACUCUGCCUCACUUGGACCAAGCCGGUUUCAGCGGAGCUGUACAAGGUCGAUCAGUGCGAGAGGAAGAACUUUCAUUUUUCCAAGAUAAGGAAACCCUGCGAUGACUACAUCAGCUCCAGCUUCGCGAACAGCAGCGCCAAGGCCAAGUGUUGUGAAGUACUGAAAAUGCUGCACAAUGCUAUGUUAGGACACGUUCAGUGCUACUGCCAGUUGGCUCCUUCCGGAACUGAAGUCUUUGCAGAUGUAGCCGCGAAAUGCAAGUUGCAACGCAACCUUCAAACUUGCCACGGCUGAUUAGAUGGUAUCUAUCAAUAGCCUAACGAAUGAGAAUGAUUUACGAGUGAACUCGAGUGGUGCCUGAGUCCGUGAACGCGAUACUCUGAAGAAUUGAGAAUCUGUAUUUGUACUCGAUGACAGCGUCGGGUGUUGUUUGUAUGUUAUAUCUUGAUUUGCCUGCUUUUAGAAACCGACAGCGGCUCCUUGGUUUGUCUCUAUUCUGUGACAUCGUUAUCUCGGGACGCAACGGCUACAUGUGUUCGUCGUAGUGUUUCCUUACAGAACGACACAUAUAGUUACUUUUUGGAGAAGCCAUAACACCUUGAUGCAUAUCUUAGAUCCUGUCAAAAUUGUGGCUGCUAUUCUUUGUGCUCAGCCUCGAUCAUCCAAUCCUUGGCCGCUCAGAGGCAUUGACUUCUACGUCUAUGUUAUAUGUAUAUGAGAUAAAGAUCCAGAAAUUUGUGACAUUUAAUCCGACGAGUUAUUGUCUCUUUUGUGUG
Molecule: messenger RNA, 985 nt
Organism: Marchantia polymorpha subsp. ruderalis
Lineage: Eukaryota; Viridiplantae; Streptophyta; Marchantiopsida; Marchantiales; Marchantiaceae
Source: the annotation of a GenBank genome assembly